Kwoniella botswanensis is the source of this 288-nucleotide messenger RNA. RefSeq lists its product as uncharacterized. The record is from RefSeq and is a predicted model, not a curated record. Bases 1 to 288 code for a protein of 95 amino acids. The transcript has 2 exons. NCBI's taxonomy places the organism in Eukaryota, Fungi, Basidiomycota, Tremellomycetes, Tremellales, Cryptococcaceae.
AUGGCCGAAGACCUACAACAAGAACAGUCCACUACGGACUUCCAAUCAACCCAAGGUGAAAAGAAGGUUCUAACCCGAUGGAUGACUCUUGAUGUGUUUACAGCUAGGAGCACUUCAGCGACUGAUGAAGCAGAGCGUAAGAGGUUUGAUAAUAGUAAGAAUUCCACUACGGCUACCAUGAACAAUGGAAGUACGACUACUUCUACCACCCAAGGUCGAGGUCAAGCUUCUGACAGAGAAGAAAAGAAAGAAGAUCAGACAUUCGAGUUUAAUGUCACUUACUAUUGA